This is a messenger RNA of Sciurus carolinensis (gray squirrel), 11175 nucleotides long. It is a transcript of the gene Chd6, whose product is annotated as chromodomain helicase DNA binding protein 6. Lineage: Eukaryota; Metazoa; Chordata; Mammalia; Rodentia; Sciuridae. The record is from RefSeq and is a predicted model, not a curated record. Gene Ontology annotation, molecular function: protein binding; ATP binding; ATP-dependent chromatin remodeler activity.
UUGCAGGGUGUCUGAGCUAAACUUCACCAAAUAAUAGCUGUUUGUAUUUUGGCUGCUGCAGGAGCCAUUUUAGAAAUAAAUACCUUAAUAGAUGAAAAUGAAAAUACAGAAGAAAGAGAAGCAGUUGUCAAAUUUAAAGGUUUUGAAUCACUCCCCAAUGUCUGAUGCCUCUGUCAAUUUUGACUAUAAAUCCCCAUCCCCAUUUGACUGCAGUACUGAUCAGGAAGAGAAAAUUGAAGAUGUUGCCAGUCACCGUCUGCCCCAGAAGGACCUGUAUGCUGCUGAAGAGGAAGCUAAUACCCUUUUUCCUAGGAAAAUGAUGUCCCAUAAUGGGAUGGAGGACAGUGGAGGUGGAGGUACUGGAGUAAAAAAGAAACGGAAAAAAAAGGAGCCAGGAGAGCAAGAGGGUGCAGCAAAGGGAAGCAAGGACAAGGAGCCCAAGCCAAAGAGGAAGCGAGAACCUAAAGAGCCAAAGGAACCCAGGAAGGCCAAGGAGCCGAAGAAGGCCAAGGAGCCCAAGGAGCCCAAGCAGAAGGAUGGUGCAAAGAAGGCACGGAAGCCCCGGGAGGCCUCAGGCACUAAGGAGGCCAAAGAGAAGCGGAGCUGUGCAGAUUCUACAGCCAGGACUAAGUCCAAGAAGGCCAGCAAGGAGCAAGGACCAACCCCAGUGGAGAGAAAGAAGAAAGGAAAAAGGAAAAGUGAAACCACAGUGGAGAGUUUAGAGCUGGAUCAGGGCCUGCCGAACACAUCCCUGCGGAGUCCUCAGGAGUCCACUGAGUCUGCAGACAGCCAGAAACGACGCUCAGGACGACAAGUAAAACGCAGAAAAUAUAACGAGGACCUGGACUUCAAAGUAGUGGAUGAUGAUGGGGAAACAAUUGCUGUUCUUGGAGCUGGCCGAACAUCUGCACUCUCAGCUUCUACACUGGCUUGGCAGGCAGAGGAGCCUCCAGAAGAUGAUGCAAACAUCAUUGAGAAGAUCCUGGCAUCUAAGACUGUCCAGGAGGUUCACCCAGGAGAACCUCCAUUCGACCUAGAGCUGUUCUACGUUAAGUAUAGAAAUUUUUCCUACUUACAUUGUAAAUGGGCCACAAUGGAAGAGCUGGAAAAGGAUCCUCGCAUCGCACAGAAGAUCAAGCGAUUUAGGAAUAAGCAAGCCCAGAUGAAGCACAUUUUCACAGAGCCUGAUGAAGACUUGUUCAACCCAGACUAUGUAGAAGUGGAUCGCAUCUUGGAAGUGGCCCACACCAAGGAUGCAGAGACAGGGGAGGAGGUGACACAUUACCUGGUGAAGUGGUGCUCCCUGCCAUACGAAGAAAGCACUUGGGAACUGGAGGAAGACGUGGAUCCUGCAAAAGUUAAAGAAUUUGAGUCUCUUCAAAUUCUCCCUGAAAUUAAGCACGUGGAACGGCCUGCUUCAGACUCCUGGCAGAAACUUGAGAAGUCUCGCGAAUAUAAGAACAGUAACCAACUUCGGGAAUACCAGCUUGAGGGAAUGAACUGGCUUCUUUUUAAUUGGUAUAACAGAAAAAACUGUAUUUUGGCUGAUGAGAUGGGCCUAGGGAAAACCAUCCAGUCCAUCACAUUCCUUUCAGAAAUAUUUCUUAGAGGAAUCCACGGCCCUUUUCUCAUCAUUGCCCCUCUCUCCACCAUCACUAACUGGGAGCGAGAGUUCCGGACGUGGACAGAGAUGAAUGCCAUUGUGUACCAUGGCAGCCAGAUCAGCAGGCAGAUGAUCCAGCAGUAUGAAAUGGUGUACAGAGAUGCACAGGGAAACCCCCUCUCAGGAGUCUUCAAGUUCCACGUUGUCAUCACAACAUUUGAGAUGAUCCUGGCAGAUUGCCCAGAGCUGAAGAAGAUUCACUGGAGCUGUGUGAUAAUUGAUGAGGCCCACAGAUUGAAGAAUAGGAACUGCAAACUUCUGGAGGGGCUAAAGCUCAUGGCUCUGGAACAUAAAGUACUGCUCACUGGAACACCUUUGCAGAACUCUGUGGAAGAGCUCUUCAGUUUGCUAAAUUUUUUGGAGCCAUCACAGUUUCCUUCAGAGACUGCUUUCUUGGAGGAGUUUGGAGAUCUGAAGACAGAGGAACAGGUAAAGAAACUGCAGUCUAUCCUAAAGCCAAUGAUGCUUCGGCGCCUGAAAGAUGAUGUGGAAAAGAACCUUGCUCCCAAACAAGAGACAAUCAUUGAAGUAGAACUUACCAAUAUCCAGAAAAAGUACUACCGUGCCAUCCUGGAGAAAAACUUUUCCUUCUUGACCAAGGGAGCAAAUCAGCACAACAUGCCCAAUCUUAUCAACACUAUGAUGGAGCUGAGAAAGUGCUGUAACCAUCCCUACCUGAUCAAUGGGGCAGAGGAAAAAAUUCUAGAAGAUUUCCGAAAAACCCACAGCCCUGAUGCCCCUGAUUUUCAGCUACAGGCCAUGAUUCAGGCAGCAGGGAAGCUGGUACUGAUUGAUAAACUGCUCCCUAAGCUAAUUGCUGGUGGCCACAAAGUCCUCAUCUUCUCUCAGAUGGUACGCUGCCUGGAUAUCCUGGAAGAUUAUCUCAUCCAAAGGAGAUACACGUAUGAGCGAAUUGAUGGGCGAGUACGGGGAAAUCUACGCCAGGCAGCCAUCGACCGGUUCUGUAAGCCAGACUCAGACCGCUUUGUCUUUCUUCUGUGCACCAGAGCGGGAGGCCUGGGGAUCAAUCUCACAGCUGCUGAUACUUGCAUCAUAUUUGAUUCUGACUGGAACCCACAAAAUGACUUGCAGGCUCAGGCCCGAUGUCACCGCAUAGGCCAAAGCAAAGCCGUCAAGGUGUAUCGCCUCAUCACUCGGAACUCCUAUGAGCGGGAAAUGUUUGAUAAGGCCAGCCUAAAGCUGGGCCUAGACAAGGCUGUACUUCAGGAUAUCAACAGAAAGGGCAGCACCAAUGGAGUGCAGCAGCUCUCAAAAAUGGAGGUGGAGGACUUGCUCCGGAAAGGUGCUUAUGGAGCUUUGAUGGAUGAGGAAGAUGAAGGCUCCAAAUUUUGUGAAGAAGACAUAGACCAGAUUCUUCAGAGGAGAACCCAUACGAUCACCAUCCAGUCUGAGGGGAAAGGGUCCACUUUUGCCAAGGCUAGCUUUGUGGCUUCAGGAAACAGAACAGACAUUUCCUUAGAUGAUCCUAACUUUUGGCAGAAAUGGGCUAAAAUAGCUGAACUAGACACUGAAGCAAAGAAUGAAAAGGAAAGCUUAGUGAUUGACCGACCUCGUGUGAGAAAGCAGACCAAACACUACAACUCAUUUGAGGAAGAUGAGCUCAUGGAGUUUUCAGAGUUAGACAGCGACUCAGACGAAAGGCCCACGCGAUCCAGGCGCCUCAAUGACAAAACCAGGCGCUACCUACGAGCUGAAUGCUUCCGAGUAGAGAAGAACCUGCUUAUCUUUGGCUGGGGCCGGUGGAAGGACAUCCUAACUCACGGACGAUUCAAGUGGCACCUGAAUGAGAAGGACAUGGAGAUGAUUUGCCGGGCCCUGCUGGUAUACUGUGUCAAGCAUUAUAAAGGGGAUGAGAAGAUCAAGAGUUUCAUUUGGGAACUAAUCACCCCUACCAAAGAUGGGCAGGCCCAGACCCUCCAGAACCACUCAGGGUUGUCAGCCCCUGUCCCCAGAGGGAGGAAAGGGAAGAAGACAAAGAACCAGUUACUGCUCCCCGAACUAAAGAAUGCAGACUGGCUAGCCACCUGCAACCCUGAGGUGGUCUUGCAUGAUGAUGGCUACAAGAAACACCUCAAACAGCACUGCAAUAAGGUCCUUUUGCGAGUACGGAUGCUGUACUACCUAAAAGCUGAAAUACUGGGAGAAGCAGCUGAUAAAGCAUUUGAGGGAACUUCUGCCAGGGAGCUCGAUGUGCCUCUGCCCGACAUCGACUACAUGGAGAUCCCAGUGGAUUGGUGGGAUGCUGAGGCUGAUAAGUCCCUUCUCAUUGGCGUAUUCAAGCAUGGUUAUGAGAGAUACAAUGCCAUGAGAGCAGACCCAGCGCUUUGCUUUCUGGAGAAAGUUGGAAUGCCAGAUGAGAAGUCCCUUUCUGCAGAACAGGGCGUUACAGAUGUUAACUCAGACAUUCCUGAAAGAGGCAGCACGGAUAAAGAAGACAAUGCCGAGGACAAAUUAGAUGGCCUUCAGAAACAAACGGAAAGUUCCAGUGAUGGAGGCGAUGGCAUAUUUGGCGAAAAGAAGGAUGACAGCCGGGCAGCCCAGGAUGGCUCCGACCCAGACAAAUCGCCCUGGCCAGUUCCAUCUGCUCUCACAGCUCGUCUCCGGCGUCUGGUCACUGUGUACCAGCGCUGCAACCGCAAGGAACUCUGCCGACCUGAAAUCCUGGGACCAGGUAACCAAGGAUACUGGGUUCAGGAGGAAAUGUUCAGGAGAACCUCAGAAAUGGACCUCAUCAACAAGGAAGCCCAGAAGAGGUGGACUAGGAGAGAGCAAGCAGAUUUCUAUAGAACAGUAUCUUCCUUUGGCGUUGUUUAUGAUCAAGAAAAGAAAACCUUCGAUUGGACCCAGUUCCGCAUCAUUUCCCGUUUGGACAAGAAGUCAGAUGAGAACCUGGAACACUAUUUUUAUAGUUUUGUGGCCAUGUGCCGGAAUGUCUGUCGUCUGCCCACGUGGAAAGAUGGUGGUGAGGAAAACGUUUUGUCCCCUGAUGCCACCAUCUAUGUUGAACCCAUCACAGAGGAGCGGGCUGCUAGAACUCUGUACCGCAUUGAACUGUUACGGAAAGUUCGUGAGCAGGUGCUCAGAUGUCCUCAGCUGCACGAGCGCCCGCUCUGUAGGCCCAGCCUCUACCUUCCAGUCUGGUGGGAGUGUGGAAAGCAUGAUCGAGAACCUGCUCAUCGCACUGCCAAACACGGGCUCAACCGCACUGACUAUUACAUCAUGAAUGACCCCCAGCUGUCCUUCCUAGAUGCCUAUAGAAACUAUGCCCAGCAUAAAAGAACUGACACCCAGGCACCAGGAAGUCUCUGUUGCCUUUACCAGGCCAACUCCAAACUAUAUGAAUCUCUUACCUAUACUCAAAUGAGUAGGACUUCAGAGUCCCUUGAAAGUGAACCUGAAUCUGGUAAAAGUAGAAACAGAGAUGAUCAUCUUGUUCUGCCUGGGGGCAGCUUACCUGACAUGACUUGUGAAAUUAUUUCUAAAAUUCAAGAUGUCAUUUCCAUCAACCAUGAAGAAAGUCUGCUGCCUGAGUCCUUGGAUAAUAUGAUGUAUGGUAAGAAGGUCUCAUCCGAGCCAGGCUCUUUUCAAGAGAGUCAAAGUACCAAUACAGAAUCUAGAAAAGAUGCCAUUGUUAUCUCGGCAAGCAGAGAUGGGAGCUGCCAGCCUGGUGGCCAUGAGACAGCAAUAACUUCAGGCUCCUGUCUUAGGAGUAGCUUAGAAGAAGGAGUAGCUCAGAUGAACAUUAAAAUGAAAAAACAUUUGUAGUAUCUAUUUCAAAGGAAGGAGAGCCCUGCCGUAAAUGAGACAGGGCAGAGACCUGAAAGCUAGGGCAGUAGAAGCCAAUGCUUAGCUUCCCCUGUCCUAGAUGCAGGAAAUGAAAGUGGGUUUGUAGAUAUGUGCAGUCUUAGUGUCUGUGACUAAAGAAACCUCUCAUCUGAUCAACAAUUGAUUGAUUUAUUGAAAACAAAGUUAGAAAGUAAAUUAAUUCUGAAUCAGAACCAGAGUGAUGAAGAGGAGGAAGAGGAGGAAAAUGAGGAAGAAACCUUAGCAGUGGCAGCAGGCACAAGAGACAGAUCAGAGGUUUCGCAGCUCACUGAGCCUGCUGCAAAUAUCUCAAGGGAAAAGAGCCAAGACUUCCAUCUGGAUGAAGCCAAGAAAGGAAGCCUGGAGGCAAUAAGCCAGACUCCUGGACCACAGAGGGCCUUUCCUCCAGCAGCUUGUCAGUGCCACUGCAAACACAUGGAGAGGUGGCACAUGGCCUUGGGAGUGAUGAAUUUGGAAGUGGAGAAACCCAGGGUUUAUAACCCAGACCUAUACAGAAGCAGCCGUAUCACUGCAGUGGAAGGUGAGCCCACUACUGUUCCAUCAGAGCCAUUUAAAGUGAGACAUGAACUUUUAAAAGAACCUUGGAAAGAAAGGGCAGAGGGGAAAAAGUUCUCCACGUAUACUCCUGAAGGGAGUGAGCCCAAGUCCGAAGACAUGGAUUUUGAGAAUAAAGAUGAUUAUGAUCGAGAUGGGACCUGCCAUAGUCAAGACUACCCAGGAAAGUACUCUGAAGAGGAAAGCAAGAGCUCGGCAUCAGGCAUCAGGGACCUUGGGGAAGACCCCCAGGAGACCCGAGCUCCUACCAUUGCUCAGCUACUGCAGGAAAAAACCCUUUAUUCCUUCUCAGAGUGGCCAAAGGAUCGUGUGAUAAUUAACCGCCUGGAUAACAUCUGCCAUGUGGUGUUAAAGGGGAAAUGGCCCUCCAGCCAGCAGUACGAGCCCUCGGGUACACUGCCCACCCCUGUCUUAACUAGCAGUGCUGGUUCUCGAAAUGGCCUCUCAGAGCCAGAGGUGGCAGAACACAGUUUCAGCAAUGGGGCAGCGUUGGCAGCCCAGAUCCAGAAGGAGAGCUUCUUAGCUCCAGUAUUCACAAAAGAGGAACAAAAGCACAGACGUCCCUAUGAGUUUGAGUUGGAGAGGGAUGCUAAGGCUCGGAGCCUAGAACAGUUCUCUGCAACCCACGGGCCACCCCCCCAUCGUCCUCAAUGCUGGCAUGGGGAGUCAGCUAUAGAUCUCUCCUGCUCAUCAGAGGUCCCAGGAGCCACAUCCCCCUUUCCAGUGAGUGCCAGCACCCCUAAGAUUGGGGCUAUCGGUUCACUUCAAGGAGCCCUUGGCAUGGACUUGUCUGGGAUUCUACAAGCUGGCCUGAUCCACCCAGUGACUGGACAGAUCAUCAAUGAGCUUAGAAGAGACGAUGCUGCCACACGGAGGCGGAGAGGGAGACGGAAACAUGCAGAAGGUGGGAUGGACCUCAUCUUUUUGAAGGAGCAAACACUUCAGGCAGGAAAUCUUGAAAUCCAUGAAGACCCAGGGCAGGCCACCCUGAGCACCACACACCCUGAAGGGCCCGGACCUGUCACCUCAGCCCCCGAGCCAGCAGCUACCACCAACAACCAGACUGAGAAAGCUGUUCCCAGCAAGAGUCUGCUUGACUGGCUGCGGCAGCAGGCUGACUACUCCUUAGACAUGCCUGGCUUUGGGGCAAAUUUUUCAGACAAACCGAAGCAGAGGAGGCCACGCUGUAAAGAACCUGGAAAAUUAGACAUCAGCUCUCUGAGUGGAGAAGAGAGGGUUCCUGCUGUCCCUAAGGAGCCAGGACUGAGGGGGUUUCUUCCAGAAAACAAAUUCAACCACACCCUGGCUGAGCCUGUUCUCCGGGAUGCAGGCCCCCGCAGGAGGGGGAGACGGCCUCGGAGUGAACUCCUGAAAGCUCCCGCCAUUGUGGCAGACUCUCCCUCUGGAAUGGGGCCACUGUUCAUGAACGGGCUUAUUGCCGGGAUGGACCUGGUGGGAUUGCAGAAUGUGAGGAAUAUGCCAGGCAUCCCCCUCACAGGGCUGGUGGGCUUCCCAGCUGGCUUUGCCACCAUGCCUACAGGUGAAGAGGUCAAGAGCACCCUGAGCAUGCUGCCCAUGAUGCUGCCGGGAAUGGCCGCAGUGCCCCAGAUGUUUGGUGUUGGAGGACUCCUCAACUCACCUAUGGCGACUGCCUGCACGUCCCCUGCUCCAGCGUCUCUCUCAAGCACAACGAAAAGUGGCACAUCAGCCACUGAAAAGACUGCAGAGGACAAGCCAAGCAGCCAUGAUGUAAAAACUGACAUGGUAGCUGAAGACAAGCCUGGUCCUAGUCCGUUUUCUGAUCAGUCUGAACCCACAAUAACUGCUAGUAGUCCUGUGGCUUUUAACCCAUUUCUCAUCCCAGGAGUGUCUCCUGGACUUGUUUACCCAUCCAUGUUUCUCUCCCCUGGCAUGGGCAUGGCUUUGCCAGCCAUGCAGCAGGCCAGACACUCUGAAAUGGUCGGUCUAGAGAACCAGAAGAGAAAGAAGAAGAAAACAAAAGGGGACACCCCGAACCCUAACCCAGAGCCUGCUCCUGGGUGCGAAAGGGAGCCAGGCAGUGAUCAGAACUACACUGAGUCCAGUGCCCCUUUGCCCCCAGAGAGAGAACACAUGGCACAGGCUGGGGAAGGGGGACUGAAAGACUCCAGCAACGACACCAAUUAGAACUUUUUCAUUUAAGAAAUUAUUGUGACUUGUAAGUUUCUUAUCCCAUAAAGGUUUGUUACUUCCCUCACUUCACCUUCAUAAGAACCUGUGUUUCCAUAAGUAAUAUGACCUACCUAAUUUCCUGUAUGAAAACUAUGGUAACAGAUGUUAAUAGUUGCAGGGUCUUGCCACUUCGUUAGAUAAGUGUUGUCUACCUAGUCUAGGAGGCACGAUUCUCAUUCUGUUAUCCAGUUGUUCAUUCCAGCAAGCAUAGUUAAUACAGUACUGGUGACACGCCCUAUCCCCUUCUUGUCCAAGUUUCCCACUUAGGAAGAAAAUGAAAAAGAAAGCUGUCUAGGGAUUUACCAUUGAAGGGCUGAAGAACAGAGGAGCUCUCUUGUCCAUGAGGUAGGUCAAAUAGGAAGAAUGUAACAAGGAAACCAAAAAGCACAGAAAAAGGAAGUGCCAGUGCAUAUUUUUUAGUUAAAAUGUGUCCCUGUUUUAUCAUGAUUACUGAGUAGUAUAGUCCAAACUGUAUAACUAAUGGCUAAAAUUGCACACAUUGAUUUCUUUAUUAAAAAAACAAAAACCUUACUAGUAAUAAUUUCCCCCUUCAUUAUUUCUCGGAUACCUGCAGCAAGAAGAAAUACUGGCUGAUCAGGCGUGAUUUUACAUAUACAUACUGCCCUGCUCUCUGCAGUUGAAAGAUGAAUCUGAGAAAGCUUCAGAUACCUGAGUCACUGCCAGCAGCAGCAGGGCAGGGCAGGGUGCUCACUCCACAUGCCACUCGCUGCUGCACAGCACACGAUUCGCACCCUGCUCUCCCCUCAGGCUCCCAAGAACGUCUGGAGCCACUAAUUUGCCUGUGUUUAAAGAAUCCUAGUGGAGUUUUGUUUCCUUCACCAAGAACAAGGCUUUCCAGGGCCUGCAGGAAGGUGGUUGCUCAACACUUGUUAGGGUCUGUCAGGGUUAUUUAAGGUUGUCAGAACACAUGUACCACCUGUUACGCUACAACUGUGAAAAGGUUUUCCCCCUCUCCAUUGUUUCUCUACUCUGUUUAUAUCUGACAGUUGGACCCAGAUUCCAAAUGAUCAGUCAGCCAGGACUGCUGCUCCUUCCGCAGCUGCCCCGUGUCUAGGAACUGAGCAGGGAAGAGCCCGCCCAGCAGCACUUCCAGCUUUUGUUCACCUUCCCACUCAUGCCACGUCCCCCCAUGGGCUCCUCUCCAUGGACAGCUCGCCGCUCAGCACUCUGGGGGCACAGGGUCACGAAAAUACUGCAAGUGUUACUAGUACCAGUUUCACUUUUUGUUGUCACAAUUUACUGUAUUUUUUUACUGUUGCUCUUACAGUUUUGCUAAUUUAUCAGAAGGUCCAAAAGUUUGGCAUAACUAUUUCAGUUCGCAUUAUUUAUUUAUGAUGCUUUUGUCAUUGUCUUUUAUACAUUUGGAUUAUAAAUUAUGUAAAUGUUAAAAUGAGCAUCUCAAAGAAGUCUGUUAAAUCGUGACUGAAAAAAAUGAAUCAGAUGUAUUUUCAAAAAGUGGAGUCCCAGUUUUAUGAAUCAGAGAUAUAAACUAGAAGUACUAUAACUGAUCCUAUAAGAAGAAAGAAUCUGAUAAUUGAAUAAAUCCUAUUUAAUGGCAUUCUUGUAGUGUAGAUGGUCUAUAAUGCUGACAACAGAUUUCUUAGAAAUGCUGCUCUAUUUAACUAACAUUUUGUUCAGUUUUGCCUCCAGUGGAAGCAGAAAGGGUUUUUUCAGCUGUUAAAUCCUAAAAAUCAAUAUAAUUUAUUUAUGUAAAAAGAAAUCACUCAAUCAAUAUAUUUUUGAACCUUUUAAGUACUAAUUUUCUUUUUAUCAAGUAGAAAAAAAAUGUAUUUGCCCUAAAUCCUUAAAAUACAAAUGCUAUAAAAAUUCCUGUAUCUUGAAAGCCUUACUGCAAAUGAGUAUUAUAGACACCCAGCAGAGUCUGGUUCUCUUUGUUGUCCUCGUGUUGUUGUUGUUUUGUAUGGAAAGCUGCUUUCCCCAGGUUCCACUUAAACCUCCAGUAGGUCCCAGGGUCCACGUGGAUCUGAAGUAAGAACUCACCACGGCAUGCGCUAUCCCUUCUUGUAGCUUAUCAAACCUGUAUGUUAACUCUCGGGUGUUUAGGCUUCUGUUUGACUGCUGUUGUGACCCUGUUUGCAAAAUGAAACUGACACUCUGUGGAUUAUUUGCUCUGUAAGGCGUAAGUGCUUCUUAUGAUUACUUUGACGUUUCAAAGAGCAAAAGCCAAAUUUAAACUCUUCAGCAAACUUGAGCCUUUUCAUCUAAUUCCAUGUCACUCGCAGCCAUAACUUUCCUUGAUCAUUCUUCACCCCAUGUCUUACACAAUAAAUUAUCUGUGGUCUUGAUCCUGGAUUUAAAAAAAAAAAAGUUUAAAAGUCAAAUUUGUAUUUGAGAAGUUCAAUGACACUCGGGUGUCUCUUGCUGCCUGGGCAUUUUAUGGAUGAAUCAUAUGCACUUGAACAAUCUUUCCUGGGUGCCUAGUUCAUGCUGGCUACCCUAUUGAGGGCUUGCUGACUGUCCAUUCUUGGGGGCUGGCCUGACCUCUUUUGGACUACCCAAGCACCAGGUUAGAACAUGCCAUGGAAGGAAGUUGGCAGCACAGCUUCCUGCUCCAGACCCAGGUCUGGAAGCGCCCAGCUGAUACCCUGCCAAUGGUACUUCCUUAAACCCCAUACCAGAAGUAACCCUUCAGCCCACACCUGGGACUUCUGAGGGAACUACACUUCCGUGGGUUGGAGCAGGUCCCUAUGACACAGGAACACCUCAGUAACUGAAAUUCUCAGGACUUUGAGAAUUUGUGGUCCUUAGCUUUGGGAAGCAUGGCUCCUCGGCCCCAGAAGUGUUGUGGGAGGCAGUGCUGGAAAGCGCUGAAGCCUUGUUAAGACUGAGCAAGAUGCUUACCCAGGCCUCACCGUUUU